AUGCUAAGGAUGUUUUUCUCCAUGGAGGCAACUAGAUUUCCCUUUUUGGAUCAGAGAAUUUUAGUACCCCAGUGCUUUUUCUGUUUCUCGACGGGGAUGUACGGGAAUCUGCAUAGGUUUCUGUGGAGUUGUACGCGGCUUCGCCGCUAGGCCGCUGGGCCGCUGGACCACUGGGCCAGUUUACGACGAACGAAGUAGUUUUUGCCUGGCUGUCUGUAUGUAAGCCGUUUUAGCUGGUUGACUUUUUUUCAUUAUUGGGGCUUCUUAUUUUCACUUAACUUGCUCAGUCGUUUGCUCAUAAUUAUUUUUCUGUUCUUAUUAUGUUUAUGUUUCUACAAGGCGGACGUGCGUUUGCUUUGAAGAUUGCUCACCUAAAGGAUCCAGAGCUUCGUAAGUUAGCAAUCGAUCUUCCCUUGCGUACCAUUGAAGCGAAGGCUCCUUCGACGACGGACCGUUACUUAAGAGCUUUUCAGAAAUUCAGGGAAUGGUCUUCACCUUAUAACGAGGUCGUUUGCCUGCCAUUGGACGAGAUAUCAGUUGCUCUUUAUUUAGAGUCCUUGAUUCAGGGCCUUUCCCCUUAUCCUUCCCUUGAGUCUGCUUGCUAUAGUAUUAAUUGGGCGCAUAAUUUGUAUGGUUUUCAAAGUCCCUGCGGUUCCAAAUUGGUUAACAACGUGCUCGAGGCAGCUAAAAGAAGGCUUGCGAAAUCUGUUUUUAAAAAAGAACCCGUUACCCCCGCUAUGAUUUUAGAUAUUUGUAAUAGGUUUGCCGGUCCUAAUGCUAAUCUUUCUGAUCUUCGUUUAGCAACCAUUUGCGUAACCGCGUAUACCGCUUUUCUCCGCUAUAAUGAGUUAGCUAGCCUACGCUGUUCCGAUGUUAGUUUUUGCGAUUCUUUUGUCAAGAUUUAUGUUUACAAAAGUAAAAGGGAUGUUUAUAGGGAUGGUGCCUACGUCUUGUUGGCAAAAACAGGGUACGUUUCUUGCCCCUUUAAUCUGCUUCGCAGA
Porites lobata is the source of this 1001-nucleotide messenger RNA. Lineage: Eukaryota; Metazoa; Cnidaria; Anthozoa; Scleractinia; Poritidae. The record is from the annotation of a GenBank genome assembly.